Molecule: messenger RNA, 2224 nt
Organism: Aquila chrysaetos chrysaetos
Lineage: Eukaryota; Metazoa; Chordata; Aves; Accipitriformes; Accipitridae
Gene: NKAPD1
Product: NKAP domain containing 1
Exons: 5
Coding region: 550-1365 (271 amino acids)
Source: RefSeq, a predicted model, not a curated record
GAGAGGAAAGGAGCUUGUUGAAAUCAGCUACGUAAACGUCGUUAGUCUCGCUUUCGGUUUAACCCUCUUUUUCUUGAGCUCUCAUCCUGGCGAGGGAAUGUGUGUGUGCAUAUAUGUAUUUACCUGUAAAAUUUGCCCCGUGAAAGACGUAGUCUCUCAGGACUUUCAUGAAAACUACGGUUUGCCUUUUAAAAGUAGCAAUUCUUUGGGUUUUUUUCUUGUUGUACUGCAUAUGUCCUUUUAAUUGCAUCAAAGAAUUUGAACUUUGUGCUAAUGUGCACAGGCAGUAUUUUAGUGUAAGAUUAAGGAACUCUGUUAGCUUUAGCAAACUAUUUAAUUCCUGACAUAAUUCAGCAGGUCCAACUCAUUUAUUUCAUAUGCUUAUAAAAAUCACUCACAGUCAGUGUCCAUAAACAUAGAUCUGUGCCAAACCACUCAGUAUUUGCAUGCUGUGUUUUUUCAGCCUGUAGUGUAACUUCUCAUUUUGGCUUGGUCCUUCCAGAUGAUAUUUAUAUACUGAAUUCUCUAACAAUUCAGGAAGAGACAGAAAUGUGGAAAAUAAGGGAGUGGGAGAAGCAGACAGAAGAGACUUACUGGAAAAGGCAAAGCAGAAUGCUGUCGGACACCUCCAGCAGUCGGAUGCGCAGUGAUGGCUUUGAUGAGGAGGGCCACAGGGCUGACUGGAAAACAAAGAACUCACAAUUUCUUGACCUAGUCGAAGAUGAUCUCCUUAGGGCCCGAUCCUGGAAUAAAAAGCUAUAUGAAUGUGAAGCCAACAUGCCAGACAGGUGGGGUCACAGUGGUUAUAAAGAGUUGUACCCUGAAGAAUUUGAUACGGAUAGUGACCAGCAAGAAGGAGAUGAACAAAAUGCUGUCAAUGGGAAGAAGAAAUCUCAUCUGGGAAAGCAAACUGCCCGUGAGUCGCACAAACGGAAAAAAACAAAGAAGUCACACAAGAAGAAGCAAAAAAAGCGAUCGCACAAAAAGCGAAAGAAAAAGAAAAAGGAGCAGGGGAGAACAUCAUCAGAUUCUUCCCAGGAGAGUGAGUGCUCAGAAGAGGAGACUUCAAGCACCCAGAAAGGGAAACACAAGCGCAAGAAAAAGACCAGGAAAGUGCCUGCCAGGGAACCUACCUCUUCUUCUGGGCAGGAAAGUGACUUUUCUCAUGCAAGCAGCUCAACCACCAGCAGCUCUGAGGACAGUGAAUCUGAGGAGAAAAAAGAGAAACGGCCCCCAAAAAAGAGAAAGAAACGUCAGAAUUCCGUGUCAGAGAGGCACAGUGAAGUACCAGAGAAGAGGAGCAAGAGGAAGAACUGGAAGGUGGCCGCUGAUGAAAAAUCGGAGGAUAGCUCAGAUGAGGACUGAUGAGUCUAGGCUGCAGCAGCUCAAACAGUAAGGUAGAGGACAGAGACAGGUAUUUAUCUUUCAGCACUGCCCCAUGGUACAACUUGUUUCAACACUGUGGUUUAUAUACAUCCUGCCAGCCCACAAGGAAGAAACUGAGCCUUGGCAGCCUCCAGUAGGUGCCCCGUUGCUUUUCAUUGACUUGACAUUCAGAAAACCGGGGGAGCAGUUGCCUGUCUUACAGGUUGGCUAGUCCUGCCAACUUCUGAUUUUUUUUCUGUGACCAGGUUGACCUCUGAUGCACGAAAACGUUAUAGGCUCUCUGCAGGGGAGAAACAGGCAUGUUUGCACCUUUUUUUUUUUUUUUUUUUUUUAAUUAAGUUUUAACAGAUUGGUUUUUUGGGUUACCAAAUCAAUGACCAAGACUUGCAAUAGCAGAGGGGAGAGACAAAAAGUCUGAUAACAGAGGAAAUGUCACUGGAUUUAACCCUACGGUAGCUGUCUUCCCAUCCUCCAACAAAAGUAGACCUGUGUGGCGGCAUGCACACGGUCAGCUGGAUGCAGAAGGGAGCACAAGGGAAUCCUCUGAUUCCAGUUGAAGGUGCAGUGACUCCUUCCAUAAUGGUGAAGAAAAGACACCGGUGCAUUUGCUUGUUUUAGACUUCUCUCCAAAUGCUGGCAUGGGCUGGCCAUUGUGUCUGCCUUUCCUUCAUUCUCUCUAGGGGGAUGCUGAAACCAUUUGUGCUGACAGAGAAGCCUCGGUGGGUGUUGUGUUCUGUCUCUGGCCGGCCCAAUGUAUUCCUGGAGAAAUUGGUACUGGGCUGUUCUCUCUGCAGUUGAACAGCCAAGCCUUUUAACAAAAUAAAUAAAUCCAGACAUG